Molecule: messenger RNA, 2007 nt
Organism: Mytilus californianus (California mussel)
Lineage: Eukaryota; Metazoa; Mollusca; Bivalvia; Mytilida; Mytilidae
Exons: 4
Coding region: 131-1579 (482 amino acids)
Source: RefSeq, a predicted model, not a curated record
CACUAACUGUGCUUAUGUUGUAUGUAAAUUGAACCACCUAGUAAACAAACUCGGUGUGUAUUCAUUAUGGAGCAGCAAAUAUUUUAAUUUUCAUUUUUCUAUUGAUCAAGUAUUGGAACUAUAGUUAAUAAUGAAUAACCACUCAUCAGAACCUGUUAUUAACUCUUACAAACAUGUGAGAAGUAGUGGGUAUUUGACGCCGAAAUAUCGAUAUCGAAACCCGCCAACAACGAUGUCCUGGUUGGAAGAUGACAUCGAUCUCAACGAUAUAGAAGGAAAGGAUCGAUCAAAAAGUCCCGAGCCACAACUUGAUGAUUUUAUCCAAAAGGUUUUGCAAACCAAGAGAAAUUUGAUUACUCGAACAAAAGAAAAGGCAUAUAAAAGCGCCCUCUACCUAGCAACAAACAUUGUAGAAGUAGCUUUUGAAAAUGAAUGGCUAUAUCCAAUGUACAUCCGCAACACAGAGAGAGAAGCUGAUCUCUGUGAUUUCAGAGCGGCAGAUAAAAAUGUUUAUGUUGGACUGGUUCCUCUUAGAAAACCUAUCAGAAUGAACGCAUUCAUGGUAGCCUACAAAUCCCCGGGGGAUUUGCCUUCACAUCGAAUGCUGGUUCAGAUAAACAAGAAAACCACAAAAGAAGAACGAUUAAACAUCGUUAAUGAAUGGGGACAUUGUCUCGACGCAAAUGGAAUUUUACGACCUGACUUUGUGCUUCACUGGUUCAACAGAGGGUUGAUAAAAGCUUGUGAAAAACUUGAAGUGGAAAACAAAAGAACACAGAAACUUGCCUUCCUGGAAACCAGUUUGGCUGAGGAUGGUACCGUUUGGGUGCAUAUCAUUGGUUUUGAUCCUCAAGAGAAUUACAAAAUUAAUCUGGUUCCCUGUUUUUCUCUAACAGAAGUCCCGAAACAGUUAUAUAUAAAUGCACCAAUCCCAAGCAGACGACCUUAUAAUGACGAACAAUCAAAAUUCCUUCAGGAUGUGCAUAAUGGAAUAAAAGAAGGUGAAGAGAUUUUGUUUUUGGAAGCAAGACUAGAAAAAUGGUCCAGAGGGAUGAGAUGUAGUCCAACCAUUGAAAUAAGCUGGGGAGUACAUAUUGGGCAACUGGAAGAUAGAUCGUUUGGUUUCUUAAAUACUUUGAAACCAAAAAGACUAUUUGAAGAUAUAAUCGUGCUAAUAAAUGCGAUAAAAGAAGAACACGUCGUUUGCCUCCAUGCAGUGACAAAUCGAGUCAUAAACCAUGCUGUAUUUUUUCAGUACCGAAAAAAUCUUGGGAAGUUACAACAAAAGCAGGAUUGGUUUUUAGCCGUGCUGAAAACAAUACAGACACAACUAAAUCUUAAUAUGUUCCCAAAUUUCUUUUUACAAAAACAAAACAUUUUUAUGGAAAGCGAUCCUCAAAUAUUAAAGUUUAACAAGGACGAAAUUAAACGUUUGAUUACUUGCAUAAAAAAUAACCCCGAAUCUUUACUAUCUUAUUCCGGAUGUGAGGAAGCCAAAACUGAUACUGACGAUUGUGAAAAGGAUGAUGAUGAGAAAGAAAGCAGUAGUGAGAAAAAUGGAGUUCAUUUUUCAGACUGAAAAAAAAACAGUUGAAUAUGUCUCAGACUGAAAAAAAAACAGUUGAAUACGUCUGAGACUGAAUAUGUUUAACCAAGGGAAAAGUUUUGACUGGAGGUAGUCAACAAAUAACAAGUAACAUAUUUAUAUGAAAACGCAGUGAUAUGCGUGAUUUUACGCAAUGGAUGCCGCUUUUGAACUGAGAGGUUACAACAAAACUUAUGAGCAAUAGAAGUUAUGAAAAUAGCGCGACGAAUGUCUUAUGUGUUUGCAAACACCUUCCACAAGUAGUAUCAUAAAAGUGCAAUGAUUUCAGUUGAAGCAGAAUUGUAGCCUCACAUUUUUCUAUUUGUAUAAUUUCGUAUUUUAUUUGACUUUGACAGCUUUAUAUCAGUCUGUUUAGAGAACUAUAUUCAAAUUUGAUUUUCAAUAUAGAACGUAUCUUUGAA